AUGGCCAAAAAGGUAAAUAGGAGUCUUGGAGAUAUUGAACUUUCUGAUUUGUCCAUAGAGGUCCAAUCAAAUGUUCAAUCUUGCAAAGAUGAUUUGGGUAUGAAUGUACAUCUGCUUGUUGAAACUAUUGCAUCUCUAGAGGCUAAUUUCUCCGUGGCUGGGGAAAAUUUGGGUAUGAGUGGAAAAUUGUUGGUAAACUAUGAGUUGUUUCGAUCAAACUGUAUGAAUGAGUUGGUUAGGAGUGAUCCUAAAAUCUUUAUCAGAAGGAAUGAGAUAAAAUUAUUGAAGGAACAUAGGGGUCUGUUUAUUGCACUUUUCAUCACUUCUUCUUUCCUUAAUACAAGAUAUGAAGUUCAUGACUUAACCAAAGCUUGGUUGAUUCAUUCAUUUCCCAACGAGUUUAGCAAGAGCAAGGUCACUCCAGACAUAGUGGUGGCUAAGGAUGGCACAGGGGACGUUGAAACCAAUAGAGAGGCCAUUAGACGUGCUCCCUUGGGUAUAAUGACUGUAGUCGUUGUCUAUAUCAAGUCUGGGAUUUACAACGAACAUAUAGUAAUUCCUGGUUUGCCCAAGUUUCGGUUUGUUGGUGAAAACUGGCAAACCACCAUCAUUCAGGGAGAGCUAUAUUGA
Molecule: messenger RNA, 630 nt
Organism: Quercus robur (English oak)
Lineage: Eukaryota; Viridiplantae; Streptophyta; Magnoliopsida; Fagales; Fagaceae
Product: probable pectinesterase 30
Exons: 1
Coding region: 1-630 (209 amino acids)
Biological process (GO): cell wall modification
Molecular function (GO): pectinesterase activity
Source: RefSeq, a predicted model, not a curated record